UGUCAAAACUUUUAUUUUUGCUAGAACGCUUGUUAACUGCGUCACCUUCUUCGACUUGCAAUUUUCGAAACCCUAAUUCCCAUGGGUAGACUCGCCUCCGCCGUUGAAAUCUCCGACGAAAGGCAUCGCAGCUACGGGAACGGUGACGACGGCCGUUACUCCCCUCAACGCCACCGCUAUCGAAGCCGUAGCCGUAGCCCUAUCAGAAACCGAAAUCGUAGCCGAAGCCGAAGUCUCAGAGGGAGCCGUUGCCGCAGUCGUAGUCCGGCAUAUAGUCCCUAUAGAGGCCAGCAACCUAACGGCCGAAAUGGUCGGCGAUCAUAUUCUCCUGAUCGUUCGUACCGUAGACCGAGUUCUACAAAUGAGCCGCCUAGAAGAUUCGGACGUGGUAAGAAACCCUACCUCGAUAGAGAUUAUAGGAAUGGAAAAAUUGCAGAUUCAGAUUCGGAUGAAGAGCUUAAAGCUAAAGGCUUGAAUUUUGAAGAGUACCGAAGGCUAAAGCGUCAGAAAUUGAGGAAACAGUUGAAGAAUUGUAUUUGGAAUUGCACACCUAGUCCACCUAGGAAUGAAAAUGAACCAGAGUACGAUGAACCUGAUGAAAUUGUAGAAAAAAGUGUAGAUGAGAAGGUAAAGAAAACUGAUGAAUCCAAAAAAGAUUUGAAAUUUAGCAAAUCUGAAUCGGAGGCCUCAGAUUCUGAUUCAGAGGCUUCAGAUUCCGAAUCCUCGGAGGAUUUGGAAUCCAGGAAAUCUAGGAAGAGGAAGAAAUUGAGGUCUAGACGUAGAAGUAGGAGAUCGAGAAGGGAGAGUGAGAGUCAGAGUGAAUCGGAGGAAGAGUCGAGCGAUGAUUCAGAAGAAGAAGAGAGGAGAAUACGAAGGAAGAAGUCGUGGAGAAAGCAAAGUAGUAGAAGGAGAGAUAAAAGGGGUAAGAAGAAAAGAAGCAAAAGAAAAAGCUAUUCAGAUGAGAGUGAGAGUAAGAGCCAAAGCCAAGAGAGUGAUAGUGAUGAUUCUGAUGCUAGUAAGAAGCAAAAGCGCGAUUUGAAGAGUAAGAAAAAGAAGGAUGAUGGGGAUAGUGACAUACCAGAAAAGAGCUUGGAAUUGGAUGGGGAUGCUAGAAUUAAUGAGAAGGCCGAUGAAACAACGAUAGAUGAAGUUGAUAGUGAGUUGCUUGAAUUCAAAGAACUGAUUGAGGCAAGAAAAAAGAGUAAUUUGGAUAAUGAGCCGCAAGUUGGUCCAAUGCCAUUACCCAGGGCUGAAGGGCAUAUAAGCUAUGGUGGGGCACUUAGGCCUGGUGAAGGUGAUGCUAUUGCCCAAUAUGUUCAGCAAGGGAAGCGUAUUCCGCGUAGAGGUGAAGUGGGUCUUUCAGCUGAUGAGAUUUCGAAAUUUGAGGGUCUUGGGUAUGUGAUGAGUGGUAGUAGGCAUCAAAGGAUGAAUGCUAUUCGUAUUAGAAAAGAAAACCAAGUUUACAGCGCUGAAGACAAGCGAGCCUUGGCCAUGUUUAACUAUGAGGAGAAGGCUAAGCGUGAACAGAAGGUUAUGGCUGAUUUGCAGCGCCUUGUGCAACGCCAUAUUGGUCAGGAUACCGGUCCAUCUCACGAUCCGUUUGGAGGGAAGUCUGAAGAGGGUGCUGAUGCUUGAUCCUUUUGUAUGUUGUUUUACUUUAAUUUUGGUGUUACUGCUGUUACAUGUAGAAAUUAGGUUGUUUAAUAGAAAAUGGAGACAUAAAAGUUUUAUAAUUACUUCUGUGUAAGCUGAUAAUGUUUGGUUUUUACUAAAUGCUGUUUCACUGGUUUGUAGUUUAAUGUGAUUAGAGUAGAUCUGAGCUUGCUGAAAUUCGUUAUGCUUUCUUA
Nicotiana tabacum (common tobacco) is the source of this 1847-nucleotide messenger RNA. RefSeq lists its product as uncharacterized. Gene Ontology annotation, cellular component: nucleus. Gene Ontology annotation, molecular function: chromatin binding. NCBI's taxonomy places the organism in Eukaryota, Viridiplantae, Streptophyta, Magnoliopsida, Solanales, Solanaceae. The record is from RefSeq and is a predicted model, not a curated record. Gene Ontology annotation, biological process: regulation of gene expression.